AUGAAAAAAACUCUCGAAUGCGGCCAGGAAGUCAGAACGGACUUCGCACUGGCACCUGGUUACAGAAACUUGAACCAUGGCUCAUACGGGACUUACCCUAUUCCCGUCCGCACAACAUUUCGCAACUUCCAAGAACUUACCGAAGCUCGGCCGGACGCGUUCGUGCGAUAUGAGUAUCGUACACACCUGUUAAAUGAGUGUCGCGGGGCAGUCGAGGACUACCUUCACGCGCCCAAGGAUACUUGUGUCUUUGUGCCGAACGCAACCACCGGCGUUGAGACUGUUUUGCGGAACAUACAGUACGAUGAAGGCGACGUGGUUAUCGGCUUCGCCACGUUGUAUGAGGCGUUUGCCAACACGCUCAGAUAUCUCACUCAGACGACCCCGCUCAGAGUGCACAUGAUCGAGUAUACAUUGCCCGUCUCUAAUGCGUUUCUUUGUGAUGCGCUGGAAAUGGCCAUAAAAACCAUCAGAGCGGGAGGCUUGAGGCCAAGGCUGCUCCUGUUCGACACCAUCAAUACGCUCCCAGGAGUUCGUAUGCCAUUUGAGCGGCUUACCAAGCUCUGCAAAAUGUACGACAUUUGGUCCUGUAUCGAUGGGGCGCACGGAAUCGGUCAUAUACCGCUGGACCUCCAAGAUCUGGACCCUGACUUCUUCGUCACAAAUUGCCACAAGUGGCUUUACACGCCACGAGGGAGCGGUAUCCUAUACGUACCUGUCCGCAACCAACAUCUUCUACGAUCUACAUUGCCAACAAGCUUCGGGUUUGGGGACAAUUUCGUAGCCAACUUCGCCAGCUGCGGCACUCUGGACGACACGCCAUAUCUUUGUGUGCCGGAUGCGCUUGGCUGGCGGGCCUCACUGACCUGGCAAGGGCAGACAGGAGAGGUUGCUAUCACUUCAUACAUGUUUCACCUUGCGAGAAGUGGCGGCGAAGCUGUGGCGAGAAUCUUGGGGACUGAGGUUCUGGAAAACGAAGAUGGAACUCUGGGCGACUGCGCUCUUACUAAUGUUCGCCUGCCUAUUGGAGCUUUAUUUCAUGAGACUGAAGGCUCCAAAGUCCCCGAGGAUAUUGGAGAAUGGAUUAUGCGGACCAUGAUACUUGAACGUCGCACUGCCGUUAACGUUUUCCUUUACGCAGAUGCAUGGUGGGCCCGGCUCAGCGCUCCAGUGUAUGCCACGUUAGAGGAUUUUGAGGUUGCUGGACGACAUUUGCGAGAACUAUGCGAAAGCAUUGAUAAGUAG
Messenger RNA from Zymoseptoria tritici IPO323, 1245 nucleotides. RefSeq lists its product as uncharacterized. Bases 1 to 1245 code for a protein of 414 amino acids. Lineage: Eukaryota; Fungi; Ascomycota; Dothideomycetes; Mycosphaerellales; Mycosphaerellaceae. The transcript has 2 exons. The record is from RefSeq and is a predicted model, not a curated record.